CCUAGUUCGAAUUUACUUUCAACAUGCCCGGCUCAUCCCUCUGGCUCCUCCCCCCCUCAACCCAUCCCCUUUCCACCAUCCUCCCCACCCUCAUCGACAAAACAUCAACCCACUUCUCCUCCCCCCACCGCUUCAUCCCCCACGUAACCCUAACCUCCGAAAUCGACCCAUCAACCUACUCCCCCAAUCCCCAACAAUGGCUCGACUCCCUUCCCUUCCCCUCCGCUUCGUCAGCGACCGUCAAGUUCGGCCGACUUCGCAGCGAGGACGUCUUCGUGCGCAAACUGUACAUCGGCGUUGAGAAAGCGGGCGUGAAGCAAAUAGGAAAAGUGACCAGGCAGCGUGUGAAAGGAUUUGAGGGGGAAGUCGAGGCUGAGAGGUGGGCGAAGGAGAAGUAUGGACCGCAUUUGAGCUUGCUGUAGUGAGUUGUGGUUUUUCUACCGUUUUAAUUGAUUGUUUAAUUGGGUGUUUAUUCGUUUGUUCAUAUGAGGAAGUGCUAAUGUGGAGGUUCUAGUCAUGAUUGUCCGAAGGUUCAACAGGAUGAGAUUGAUAAGAUUAAGGGAUUGGUUGAGGGUGCUGG
Molecule: messenger RNA, 580 nt
Organism: Aaosphaeria arxii CBS 175.79
Lineage: Eukaryota; Fungi; Ascomycota; Dothideomycetes; Pleosporales
Product: 2, 3 cyclic phosphodiesterase
Exons: 1
Coding region: 24-422 (132 amino acids)
Biological process (GO): cyclic nucleotide metabolic process
Molecular function (GO): 2',3'-cyclic-nucleotide 3'-phosphodiesterase activity
Source: RefSeq, a predicted model, not a curated record